Molecule: messenger RNA, 314 nt
Organism: Gongylonema pulchrum
Lineage: Eukaryota; Metazoa; Nematoda; Chromadorea; Rhabditida; Gongylonematidae
Source: the annotation of a GenBank genome assembly
AUGCUGGUUGGCGAAUUUCUGGAGCCGACUUUUAUAUCACCGACUUAUCUCACAGGCCAUCCGCAAAUCAUGUCACCGCUGGCCAAAUGGCAUCGCUCAAUACCGGGCCUAACGGAACGUUUCGAGCUGUUCGCAGCAACAAAGGAAAUCGUCAACGCUUAUACAGAGUUAAAUGAUCCAAUAACUCAACGACUUCGUUUUGAGGAACAGGCCAAGGUUGCCCUGGAACUUUCUUUUGUUAUUCACUUUUGCUUUGUAAAAUUAAAUUACAUAUUUCCAAUUCAUGCACUUCAUUUUGUUGCCAGUAUGUAGAA